AUGAAGAGACAGAACCACAGCACGAUCACUGAGUUCAUCCUGAUAGGCUUCUCCAACCUGGGGGACCUGCAGAUCCUGCUUUUCUUUAUCUUCUUAAUAGUCUACCUGAGCACUCUGAUGGCCAAUGCCACCAUCAUGACCGUCAUUCUCCUGGACAGGACUUUGCACACGGCCAUGUAUUUCUUCCUCUUUCUCCUUUCUUGCUCUGAAACCUGCUAUACCUUGGUCAUUGUACCUAAAAUGCUAAGCAACCUGUUGGCCACCGUUCCCAGUAUUUCCUUCUUGGGCUGUGCGGCCCAGCUCUAUUUCUUUGUGGGCUUAGCUUGCACCAACUGUUUCCUCAUUGCCGUGAUGGGCUACGACCGUUACGUCGCCAUCUGCAACCCUCUCAACUACACCCUCAUCGUGAGCCGGGCCACCUGCGUGCAGCUGGUCCUGGCCUCCAGCCUUUGUAGUUUCCUGAUCUCAGUGGUCGUCAACCUCCUGGUGUUCAGCGUGCCCUUCUGUGCCUCCAAUCGGAUCGACCACUUCUUCUGUGACAUCUUCCCCGUCCUAAAACUGGGCUGCACAGACACCAACCUGAAGGAGAUGGCGAUCUUCUUCCUCAGCAUCCUGGUGCUGCUGGUCCCCUUCGUCUUGAUCUUCGUCUCCUACGUCUUCAUCGUCUCCACCAUCCUCAGGAUCUCCUCGGUGGAGGGGCAGCGCAAAGCCUUCGCCACCUGCGCCUCUCACCUCAUCGUGGUGGUCAUCCACUACGGCUGUGCAUCCUUUAUCUACCUGAGGCCCACCUCCCUGUACUCCUCAGACAAGGACUUGCUUGUGGCAGUGACUUAUACCGUCAUCACCCCACUGCUCAACCCUGUCGUCUACACACUGAGAAAUAAGGAAGUGAAGACAGCCCUGAGAAAGGUUCUGAGCAGAUACUCAUUUCCCAAAGCUGUGUGA
Messenger RNA from Marmota flaviventris (yellow-bellied marmot), 945 nucleotides. Its product is annotated as olfactory receptor 10T2-like. Gene Ontology annotation, biological process: G protein-coupled receptor signaling pathway. Lineage: Eukaryota; Metazoa; Chordata; Mammalia; Rodentia; Sciuridae. The record is from RefSeq and is a predicted model, not a curated record. Gene Ontology annotation, molecular function: G protein-coupled receptor activity; olfactory receptor activity. Gene Ontology annotation, cellular component: membrane.